Molecule: messenger RNA, 5786 nt
Organism: Eriocheir sinensis (Chinese mitten crab)
Lineage: Eukaryota; Metazoa; Arthropoda; Malacostraca; Decapoda; Varunidae
Exons: 3
Coding region: 37-2004 (655 amino acids)
Cellular component (GO): nucleus
Molecular function (GO): exonuclease activity; nucleic acid binding
Source: RefSeq, a predicted model, not a curated record
AUUGGCCAACACGUGGCCGUGACGUCAUCACUCACCAUGGCGGGAGCGGACACACACGCCGCCGCCGAUCCCACCAUGUUUUUCAUUUCCCUAGUCGUCGGGGCCACUGUGAUCGUUCUAUUAUGGCUCAUGCGACGCUCCCAGGCCCAGGGCGGCGACACGCGGGACAAGAGCGGACAGAAGAAGAAGCAGCAACAGCAACAGAAAGACGACAGUUCCAGCAAGCAGAGCAGCGGAAAGGGAGGCAAAAAGAAACAACAGCAACAGCAGCAACAGGCCGGGAGUUGGCGGAAGGCAGCAUCGGUACAGUUCAACCACCCCGAACUCCUCACGUCGCUUAAGGGCCACACCGGAAACCUCACCAGCGGGGGGUUCUCGGCCAACGGCAAGCACUUCAUCUCGGCGGCCGAUGUGUGCCGUGGCCGUCGCUUUGACCCAGGCGGGGAGGAGGAGGGGGCAGAGGGGUGCUUCUCCCUGCCGCUGCUGGAGGACGGCAGCGUCGGCAGCGGCAGUGGCGCGGACGAGCUAGACAGCUCGUCGUCGGUGAGCAGCAGCAGCCACCUGGCCGCCAGCAACUGUCCCACAGACACCGAGGAAGCCUGCAGCAGCAGCAGCGGCACCAAGAUGUCGCGGCGGCAGCGCAAGAACAAGAACAAGAGCAAGACCAAGAUGAAGAGCAAGAGUGAACGUCAGGGUGGCGGCACCGGCCCCGAGGGUGGCGAGGGCAGCAGCAGUGCCAUCGUGGUGGCCAGCACGCAGCAGCUGUUUGAGCGGCUGGGCAAGACGGAGGAGGAGAUGCGCCAGCUGGUGCUGCCGCUGUGCUGCACCGUGGAGGCGCGCGUGCUCAACGGCUACCCCUUCACCAGCGGCGGCAGCGGCGUGCAUGUGUUCCGCCCCUCCGGCGGCUACACCACGCUGGCAGCCGUCCUGGGCGGGGCCGGGGCACACCACCCCGCCCUGCUGGAGGAGGAGGCCGCCCCGGCAGCCACCCCACCGCCCACCCUGGUGGAGGACGAGGCCACCUCAGACUACUCCGAGCCAGACGAGUCCUUGGUCAACCCCGGCGGCAGCGACUGCUGCGCUGACGACAACGACAGCCAAGAUACCUCGUCCGGCAUCAGCUCUGACAGCAAGGAGGGGGAGGGGGAGGGGCGGGACUGGUGGUGUGGCUGUGGGGGGGAGGCGGCCGGGGCAGCGCCGCCCUCUGCCUCCCUGCGUGUGGAGCGCUGCAAGCGUUGCCGGCAGAGCUUCAGCCUGGCGGCCAACGGGACGCGGCCCUGUGAGUACCACCCCUGCAAGGUGUCCAUGCGUCAAGACGGCACGCUGCGGUACCUCUGCUGCAGCAAGCUGAAGGGCGUGGCCGGCUGCACCGCCGCCCCCAUGCAUGUGUACCACAACCUGCGCAGCGGCCUCAACGGGCCCCUGGAGGGGUACACCAGCACGCGGCCCGGCCCGGCCAGGGUGGUGGGCCUGGACUGUGAGAUGGUGUUCACCUCGGAGGGCUUUGAGCUGGCACGGGUGACGGCAGUGGCCGUGAGUGGCCGUGUGCUGCUGGAUGCCUAUGUGAGGCCGCGGGGCCACGUGCUGGACUACAACACACAGUUCUCCGGCAUCACGGCGCAGCACAUGACCGCGGCGGUGAGCUUCACCGAGGCGAGGGAGAGGCUGCUGGCGGUGGCGACAGCAGACACUGUGCUGGUGGGCCACAGCCUGGAGGGUGACCUGGCGGCGCUGCGACUGCUGCAUGGACUCGUUGUGGACACGGCGCUGCUGUUCAAGGCGCCGCAGCACCACCAGGGCCUCAUGGCAUCCUGCCCGCCCAUCAAACAGUCCCUCAAGGCACUGGCCAAGAGGCACCUUGGCCGGGACAUCCAGACCGACGCAACGGGCCACGACAGCCUCGAGGAUGCCACGGUGGUCCUGGACUUGGUCCUCAGCCACUUCAUAGAAUCUCACAAAGUGUCCAAGGUGGCGCCGCUGCCGCCCGCCCUCAAGAACAUGUGAAGUGACAGUUUUUAGGCAGUUUUUAUCCUUUUUAAUACAAAGACAAUUUUUUCCUUUUUAACAAAGACGUUUUUACACGGCAAAUCUUUGCAACUACUCUGGGACUCACUGAAGGUCAUAACACAGCGAGUGCCUUAUUUGUGUUGUGCCUCCCCCCCUGCCCUGCCCUGCCUCCCCUACACACACACCUUGCUGGGGAGGCCGAGCUUACUUACCUUACUGCACGUUGCUGUCACUUGCUCAAGGCCGGUGGAGAUGCAGGAGCGGAGGUGACCGAGGGAGGGAGCGAGGCGAGGACUGUUGUGUUGUGGCGAUGAUCUGGUACAAGUUAAGCAUAAACUGUUCUAACCAAAGCGGAUGAAUGUGUGCGUGCGUGCGUGCGUGUGAGAAGAGGGAGAGAGAGAGGUGUUGUGCCUGCAUGCGUUAUUUAUGUUUUUUGCUUAAGGACUCUGUGGCAGCUUCAAGUAGUCUGUGGGUUUAUUUUAAGACUUUAGCGUGAAGUGGUUGUGAGGGAGCAGUCUUUCAAGGGGAGGCGGAAGAGAGGAAGUGAGAGGAGAGAGAGAGAGACUAAAAACACAUAAUCAUCAAGGUCGUAUUCGUACUGUGAUAACUCUGCAUUCCGAAUCGGUCUCGCCAUUUUACGACCUCACUCAUGUUCGUGACGGAGGAAAUAAGGAACCAUAACAGAAACCAGUCACUCAAGCGUCUUUUCCAACCUUAUUUAUUUUUUUCCGAAUGCAAGAUCUCUGUCUCUCUCUCUUCACUGUGGUGGAUUCAAAGGAGACGGAAGAAGAGAAGGAACACGGCGGGCGACUUAAUUUUGUGUUCUCGUAAUGUAGACGUGAUAUUUCGGUUCGUUUGAGUGUCCGUGUGUUUGUGUGUAAUUUAGGAGGGUAAUGAUUAGUACUCCUCGUCUGUAGUUUUAUUUUCGGUUGCCAUGUGGUUGUCUGAGGAGGUUGAAGUAGGGAGAAAUAGGGAAAUGAGGUCACAAUAUAUACUUGGGAUGGGAUACAGACAGACAGAUGGACUUCACAACCACACCCACCACAACCAUAACAUUUACUACCACACACGAAUUUUAACUCUUUAACUCGUUGCAUUUCUUAGUUGGUUUGUUGUCGUAGUGGCGUGAGGGAGGGAGCGAGUGAUCGUAAGCCUUCCGCUCGUCUCCCUCCGCCCUCACAAACUGGUCCGUGCGUAGCCGUGUCGCAGCUCACCGUUCAUCAUGUUUUAUAUUUUUAUACUUACAUUUACGUGUCCCGUGUCCUUCUGUUGUGUAUGUAUUUAUGUGUUCCUCGCAUGGGUGUGCAUGUGUGUGUAUACGUAAGUCACGAGUGGCAGCUCUUUCGUUCCGUAGGAGUCGUAGAAUAGGACGUCGUUUUUAGUCAUUCGUGUAGGGUUAGGGAGGAAAGCGUGCGUAAUGUACAUGGCAUCAGCAGUAGUAACACGACCUCUCAGUCACCGAGCUUCAUUACGUCUAUAUUUUUUGCAUUACGUGAUGUCGGGUGAAGUCCGAGAGAGGGCGACAAGUGAUUAAAUGUACAUGGCAUCAGCAGCAGUAACACGACCUCUCAGUCACCGAGCUUCAUUACGUCUAUAUUUUUUUGCAUUACGUGAUGUCGUGAAGUCCGAGAGAGGGCGACAAGUGAUUAUUUUGGAUUUUUAUUUAUCAGUCGGGUCUUGCUACUCUUUUGGUUAACGUUAUUGGCUUGGUUUGCAGUACGGUUUGACGAGGGAAGUCCGAGAAAGGUUAACGGCAAGUGACUUUUCGGUUAUUUAUUUUAUUAGUCUCGGCUACUCCUCUGGUUAACAUUAUUGGGUCACAUUGCCUUACGGUUUGACGAGUGAAGUCCGAGGAAGGUCUCAGCCACUCCCAUAGGUUUUUAUCGCAAUUGGGUCGGUUUUUAGCUAAUUUUCCCUUUGGUUUUGCGCAACUCUGUGAAAUUCGCUCAAAACAACGGUAGCUUUUGGCGAUUUUAACUCUCUUAAGGCUUGUACAAAAUAAUCUAAAAAAAAAAUCAUCUCUAGGUAAAUUCUUAAGGUUUUACGGUUCGUACAAAAACUCACAAAAAAAUCUCGGUAGAGCGGUUAGGUUGGUCAAUAAAUAAGUUGGUAUUCAUUAGGAUGGUGAAUAAACAGGCAUGUUCCCCUUGUUCAUCAAAAAAAGUUAGCAUAAAGGAAAAGGUCAAACAAAACUGGAAACAAGAGUACAAUAGAUUUCUUUGUGUAGGUGACUGUGUAGGUCUGGCAAUGAUUAAUUUAUAUUCUUUAGGCAUAAUGUGAAUGAUUGUAUGUACGGUGAAAGUGUCUGAAUCCCAUUGGUUUAAGAAUUCCGAUUGUCCGCAUUUGUUAAGGAAAUUAUAAACACCCAACCAACCUCGUAAGGGAAGUUAAGGACGUUAAAAUGAAAAGAAUAGAAAGUAGAGGAAAUUAUCAACUAAAAACUAAUUAAUGUCUGAAAUCUCGUGUCUCGGUAAUUAUUUAAAGACACCUAGAUGAAAGACGGUCAAAAUUUUCUGUUGGGAUUCAUAAACUUCCGCUGUAUGGUGCUGUGAGGCAUCUGUGUGGAGUAUACCAUCCUUCGUAAGCGCAGCGGAAUGUCCAGUUGGUGAAAUGAUGAAAAUUUCUUUGCCGGGUGACGUGAAAAGUUUCAAAGUGAGUGAAGUGGCGAAAAAGACUGCAGCGAGUAAGUGAAUGACUGAAAAGUUUUGUCUGGACUAAAUUAAACGGCGAGAAAGAUUGAGUAAGUGCAAUGAGUGACUGUGUUUUUCAGUGUGUUUUAAAAUGCAGUAUACUUAGCGAGUCAUCAUUUCCAAAAGACUGCAGUAAGCGAAUGACGGAAAAGUUUUGUCUGGACUAAAUGAAACGGUGAAAAAGAUUGAGUAAAUGCAAUGAGUGACUGUUUUUCAGCGUGUUUUAAAAUACAGUAUACUUGUAUGUCAUCAUUUCCAAAAGACUGCAGUAAGCGAAUGACGGAAAAGUUUUGUCCGGACUAAAUUAAACGGCGAGAAAGAUUGAGUAAGUGCAAUGAGUGACUGUUUUUGAGCGUGUUUUAAAAUGCAGUAUACUUGCGUGUCAUCAUUUCCAAAAGUCUGCAGUGAUUAAGCGAAAUGAAGGAAUAUUUUGUCCUGACUUAAUGAAACGGCGAGAAAGAUUGAGUAAGUGCAAUGAGUGACUGUGUUUUUCAGCAUGUUCUAAGAUGCAGUAUACUUAGCGUGUCAUCGUUUCCAAAAGUCUGCAGUAAAUCAGCUAAAUGCCGGAAAAUUUUAUUGUGAUGAAAUUAAAUAGCAAGAAAAAUUGAUGAAAUAUUGAUGAAAUAGCAAGAUAGAUUGAUGAAAUAGCGAGAAUGAUUGAUGAAAUAGCGAGACAGAUUGAUGAAAUAGUGAGAAAUUGAUGAAACGGUGAAAAUGGUUGAUGAAAUAGCGAGAAUGAUUGAUGAAACGGUGAGAAAGGUUGUCGAGUAAGUGCAGUGCGGGACUUUUUCAGCGUGUUUUUUCAAUGCAGUAUAGUUAGUGUGUUAUCAUUCACGCCUGGGUUAAGCCGGGCGCCAGCAGUACUUGGUGAGCGUUGCGUUAACAGUGCAGUAUGUUUAGUAUAUUAUUAUUCAUACGUACAUUACUUAAGAUGGUUGAAGUGAUAGUAUAUACAAUGCAGUAUGCUUAAGUAUUACCAUUCAUUCACAAAGAAAUAAAAGGUCAAUGAAUGCCAAGUGAGAGUAUUUACAAUGCAGUGCAGUAUCUGUAUAGUAUUGCCAUUCUUUAAAUAAAACUUUUAAUAUUGAA